Molecule: messenger RNA, 1003 nt
Organism: Anguilla rostrata (American eel)
Lineage: Eukaryota; Metazoa; Chordata; Actinopteri; Anguilliformes; Anguillidae
Product: histone H2A
Exons: 1
Coding region: 95-481 (128 amino acids)
Biological process (GO): heterochromatin formation
Cellular component (GO): chromatin; nucleosome
Molecular function (GO): structural constituent of chromatin; DNA binding; protein heterodimerization activity
Source: RefSeq, a predicted model, not a curated record
AUUUACAUUAAAAUUGAUGGCCUGGUGAAGUAGUUUGUGGUACGCGGUAGGUUGUACGACAGUCAUAAAAUUCGUGUAAGGCUCAAUAUAAAUUAUGUCUGGCAGAGGUAAAACUGGUGGUAAAGCCCGCGCUAAGGCAAAAUCUCGCUCUUCUCGCGCCGGGUUACAGUUCCCAGUGGGCCGUGUUCACAGAUUGCUGCGCAAAGGCAACUACGCAGAGCGAGUUGGUGCUGGGGCUCCCGUUUACCUGGCUGCAGUGCUGGAGUAUCUGACCGCUGAGAUCCUGGAAUUGGCUGGCAACGCUGCCAGAGACAACAAGAAGACUAGGAUCAUCCCCCGCCACCUGCAGCUGGCUGUCCGCAACGACGAGGAGCUGAACAAGCUUUUAGGCGGCGUAACCAUCGCACAAGGUGGAGUUUUACCCAAUAUCCAGGCUGUGCUGCUGCCCAAGAAAACCGAGAAGCCAGCAAAGAGCAAGUAACCAGGAUUUAAUCGAAUGCACAUCCACCAAAGGCUAUACAGAGCCGCCCACUUCAAUAUUAAGAGCUUUUCCUCCGUUACUGCCUAACGGUCCAUGUCAAUUGGCCUUUCUACCGAACUGGUUUUGGGGGCGCCUGUAAAUGGACUCCAACCACUUGUCAUUUUAAAUUGAACUCCGUCUUGUUGCUACACGUACCAUUUCCUAUUUGGACAUUUCUCGCGGAUUUUAAGACUAGGCUACCUUGCACUUCGCGGUGAAUGUUUAUUUGAAGAUAAAGGCAUGCAAAGCCACAUCGCUACGUUCGCACACUUUAUGGACAGCAAAAGCUAGCCGAACUCAAAUGGUGACGCUUGUCUGCAAGGAAAUAACAAUUUGUUAAUGGACCAACUGAUUUUAUUUGUAACUAAUGCUGUACAUCAACUAUUUUUGUGGAAAUGUAGGAUGUGGUAUAACCUUGUCAGUUUAAAAUGUGUUAUCAAUAAACUGUUCGAUUUAUUUCUUUAAUAAAUGCCCAGUACUGUU